This is a messenger RNA of Pungitius pungitius (ninespine stickleback), 3718 nucleotides long. RefSeq names its product sema domain, immunoglobulin domain (Ig), short basic domain, secreted, (semaphorin) 3C (gene sema3c). Gene Ontology annotation, cellular component: plasma membrane. The transcript has 18 exons. The coding region runs from base 205 to 2472 and encodes 755 amino acids. Lineage: Eukaryota; Metazoa; Chordata; Actinopteri; Perciformes; Gasterosteidae. Gene Ontology annotation, biological process: negative chemotaxis; axon guidance; neural crest cell migration. The record is from RefSeq and is a predicted model, not a curated record. Gene Ontology annotation, molecular function: chemorepellent activity; semaphorin receptor binding.
AAUAGCAGCGUUUUCCCCUCUCUGGUGGGACCGGUGGGAACUGGAAGCAAGGUGUUUUUAAGGGGGUCGGGCGGAAAGGGCAAGGAGGGGGGGGGGGGGGGAUAACUCCGAUCUGGUUCGACACCCCGGCUUGUUUCGAGUGGGACCAUCACUGGAGCACAAGCUGCUGAAAAGCCCCCCAAACAGUUCGGGCCUCCUGCAGCGAUGGGCAGGCCACCUCUGCUGUGGGCUUUGGCUCUCCUGGCUCUCUGUCUCCUCUCCACGGGGGUCUCCAGCCUCACGCACCCGCUGCCAAGGGUCUUCCUCUCCUUCGAAGACCUGCAGGCCUCCCAGGCCUUUGAACACUACAGCCUAUCGGAGAAGGCCAUGGACUACAGGAUCCUGCAGAUGGACGAGGACCAGGACAGGAUGUACGUGGGCUGCAAAGACCACGUCCUCUCCAUGGACAUUAACAACAUCACCCUCGGCACACUUAAGGUGUUCUGGCCUGCGUCUACCAGCAAGGUGGAGGAAUGCCAAAUGGCGGGAAAGGAUCCAACGCACGGCUGCGGGAACUUCAUCCGGGUGGUGGAGCCGUACAACCGGACCCAUCUGUUCAUGUGCGGCAGCGGAGCGUACAGCCCCGUCUGCGUCUACGUCAACAGGGGCCGCAGACCGGAGGAACAAGUAUUUCACAUCGACUCCAAGAGCGAAUCGGGAAAAGGGAGGUGCUCCUUCAACCCUGAAGUCAACACGGCCUCCAUCAUGAUCAACCAGGAGUUGUUCUCCGGCAUGUACAUCGACUUCAUGGGGACGGAUGCCGCCAUCUUCAGGAGCCUGACCCAGAGGAACGCGGUGCGCACCGACCAGCACAACUCCAAGUGGCUCAGUGAGCCAAUCUUCAUCGACGCCCACCUGAUACCAGACGGAACGGACCCCAACGAUGCCAAAUUGUAUUUCUUCUUCCGCGAGAGGCUCACAGACAACAGUGGAAACACCAAAAAUAUCCACACCAUGGUGGCCAGAGUGUGUCCGAGUGACAUCGGAGGACAGCGGAGCCUCGUGAACAAAUGGACCACCUUCCUCAAGGCCCGGAUGGUGUGUUCCGUGCUGGAGGAGGACGGCACCGAGACUCACUUCGACGAACUGGAAAACGUCUUUCUGCUGGAAACGGAUCAGCCCAAGGGCCUGUCGCUGUUCGGAGUCUUCACGUCGACGAGCUCGGUGUUUAAAGGCUCGGCGGUGUGUGUGUACAACAUGGCCGACAUCCUCACCGUCUUCAACGGGCCCUUCGCUCACCGGGAGGGGCCCAACUUCCAGUGGGCGGCCUUCCAAGGACGCAUCCCUUACCCGAGGCCAGGGACCUGUCCCGGUGGAGCCUUCACGCCCGACAUUCACACCACAAAGGAGUUUCCGGACGACGUGGUGACCUUCGUGCGAAACCACCCGGUCAUGUUCAACCACAUCUACCCGGCGGGGAGGAGACCUCUGGUGGUGCGGACCAACGCCGACUACAGAUACACGUCGGUGGCGGUGGACCAGGUCGCGGCUGCCGACGGCAACUACCAGGUGCUCUUCUUGGGCACAGACAAAGGUACAGUCCAGAAGGUGAUUGUGCUCCCGAGCAAUCAAUCUCUGCACGAGGAUCUGAUCCUGGAGGAGCUGGAAGUGUUUAAGAAUCAAGCUCCUGUUACAAACUUGAGAAUAUCCUCGAAAAAACAACAGCUGUACGUCAGCUCCCAGUUGGGGGUCUCGCAGGUCCCCCUGCACCGCUGCCACGCCUACGGCUCGGCCUGCGCCGACUGCUGCCUCGCCAGGGACCCGUACUGCGCCUGGGACGGCCUGAGCUGCUCGCGCUUCUACCCCACCGGCAAAAGGAGAAGCAGGAGGCAGGACAUAAUGCAUGGAAAUCCGCUCACCCAAUGCAGAGGCUUCAAUCUGAAAGCAUACAGGAACGCAGUGGAGAUGACGCAGUACGGCGUGAAAAACAACACCACCUUCCUGGAGUGCCUCCCCAAGUCCCCUCGGGCGUCCAUUCGCUGGCUCAUUCACAGGGACAACGACCGGAGGAAAGAGGUGAAGCUGAGCGACCGGGUCCUCUCCACGGAGCACGGCCUCCUCGUCCGCUCCGCCCAGCCGUCCGACCAGGGCCUCUACUACUGCCUGACCUCCGAGAACGGCUUCAAGCGCACCGUGGCCAAGAUCCGCCUGCGGGUGCUGAGCGACGCCGCGGUGAGCGCGCUGACGGACAAGCCGCGGUCGCCGUGGGCCUGGGCCACCUCGCUGCACCCCAAGGCGCUGCUGGGGGCCUUCAGCCCGGCGGAGAGCCUGGCCGUGCAGCAGUACUGCAAAGAGAGGAAGCAGCUGCAGAACCUGCAGCAGAAGCAGCAGCAGCAGCAGCCCGGGCCUCUCAGGGGGGACCUGGCCAAGCUGAAGCCCCUGCUGGACCGCCGGAAGAGCCGCAACCGGCGCCAACACCUGCCGGGGGUGUGACGUCCAUGACCCUGCCCCCCCCUGCCCCCCCCCACGAAGCCAGACCUUCAUUUCCCCCACUCUCAUCUCAGGCCGCAGAGCUUGCUCUCUUUUUCUUGCAUGAGGUACUGUGACCAGAUGGCUGUGACAUCCACCAGCAACCCCCCACCCACCCCCCCCCCCCCCCCCCCCCCCCACCGCUGUGGCGCCAGUAGACGGUGCCACAAGCGGAGAAGCACCUUGAGACGCAGCUGUGGUCAUUGAUCCUUAUCUUAUUUUGGGAUAUUUGAGGGGAAAAGGAGCUCACGGUGAAUUCGCUCUUUGUUCACCAGAUUUAAAGUGAACAAGAGUAAACAGAGGAGAUCAAUAAAAGGGACAAAAGUGAGGCAGAUGCACAAUUUAGAGUGGGCGCCUUCUGAAAUUAUAACAUUAGUAUUCUGUUAGAUUCUACUCACAUUUCUGUAUUUACUUACAAAUGCGUCUGUGUUCAGUGAAGUGACUGAAAUGGCUUUAGGGGCCAACGUGGGGUAAUAAGAAAGUCAAUUUGUGAGGAAAAGAGACUAAACAAUUCUCACCGGUUGUCUCUCUCUCUCUCUCUCUCCUGAGAGUGGUUCCGUUAAAAGUGUUACAUUAAAGCGCUGUCUAGGUUAAAAAAAGAAUCAGAUCAGAGGCCCAACUCGACAUCCUGACGUUACCCAAACAGACAUGGAGCCAGAAUACCGAGUAGCGUAUCAACCGCCUGAUCUGCAGCAAACAUUUUACUCUCCCCUGUAUUUAUUCCUAUUACGAGUCCGCCUCACUGUGAUUCAGCUGCAUUUUGUGUUUUGGGGCACAGAAGCAUGGUUAUUGUAAUGCAUCAGUUAUGUAGAGGUAUCUUAAUUCUUUCCUGGAUUACAUUUGGGUAGUUUUUUUCAGCAUAGUUUACACCCAAGGUGCAGAAACGUGACGCUACUCUUUUGUCUACAGCAUAGAGGACGUAUUUAAUUCAGAAAUAGUCAUUUAUUUACUUUUUCAGAGACGUGGUUAAUGUAGAUGGAGAUUAAUCAUCGCUUGUGUACAUAGUAUAUUUUAUUUGUGUCGUCCUUUUAAUUUAAUGUGCUGAUGUUUUGGGAAAAACGUUGACAUCAUUUCAACAUAAUUCACCAUCCAUGACGGUAUCUGUAAAUUGCAGAGACAUACGGUAUUAUUUUCAUUUUUCAGAAAAAGACUUUGUGGUCUGCGUUUAAAUAAAGCUGAGCGACCGGCAACGUGUCAACUUCAACUUCAA